UCGCGGCAGGCUUAACAAUAAAAGAACGAUGUAAAAUGGCGCCUGUUUGUUUACUAUUUGGAAUUUAUGUCGGCAAAAAGUGCAAUAGUGUAAAUCCGAUCAAUUCUCAAAAGUACUGUGGUAUUAAGUUUUGUUUAGUCUUCACUUGACACAAUGUCUGAACAGGGUGCAGCACUUCAAACUUAUAACCAAGAGCUUGUCAAAGGUAUUGAGGCACUGAAAAGAAGACGCUCAGAAUUAUUGCAAAGCAUGAAGGAAGAUGAGCAACAAAAAGAGGUCUUAGAAAAAGAAAUGGCAUCUGUCAAAGAAAAGCUCAUGACUGUUUGUAGCAGAUUGAAUGAUAGACUUCAGAAGAAAGCUUAUUAUGACAAUGCCAUUGAAAACAGCGAAACUGCAUAUAUGAAGAUUCUCGAGAGCUCUCAAGCACUUCUUAGUGUUGUCCGUCAAGAAGCUAGGUCAAUAGAACACUCUAAACAAGUAUCCCCAUAACUUGAUUGUAUCAUUUUGUAUGUAAAGCUCUACACUAUGAUUCUCCUGUCUUUUAUAAAUUAAAAUAUUAUUACUUA
Molecule: messenger RNA, 566 nt
Organism: Frankliniella occidentalis (western flower thrips)
Lineage: Eukaryota; Metazoa; Arthropoda; Insecta; Thysanoptera; Thripidae
Product: microtubule nucleation factor SSNA1-like
Exons: 3
Coding region: 154-489 (111 amino acids)
Cellular component (GO): ciliary basal body; centrosome
Source: RefSeq, a predicted model, not a curated record